Plasmodium vivax (malaria parasite P. vivax) is the source of this 1332-nucleotide messenger RNA. RefSeq lists its product as hypothetical. The transcript has 10 exons. Gene Ontology annotation, biological process: cilium-dependent cell motility; regulation of cilium movement; axonemal dynein complex assembly. The record is from RefSeq and is a predicted model, not a curated record. Gene Ontology annotation, cellular component: axonemal dynein complex; axoneme. Bases 1 to 1332 code for a protein of 443 amino acids. NCBI's taxonomy places the organism in Eukaryota, Apicomplexa, Aconoidasida, Haemosporida, Plasmodiidae.
AUGAUAAAAAAUAAGGGAAAGAAGAAAAAAGAUGCGAGCAAGUCAAAGAAAGCCCCAGGCGCACUCAACAAAAAGACAGCCCCCUCGAAAAGCGCGCCAAGUGAAAAGCUAAACCAUAAGCCCCCCACGAUCUUGCGGUGGAUAGAUUUGCUGAGAAAUUUGAAGCUGAAGCAACUGAAGAAAAACAUAGACGAGGAAAUUAACAACCACGAGAUUAACAAAAACAUCAAUGACAAGUUGCUGCUCUUUCUGAACGACGAGCUGGAGGAGGAAGCCAUUUUCGACCAAAUCGAGGAGCUAAAAAAUGGGAAGCUCAGUAUGCUGGUUGACAUUCACAAACAAAAUAUGACCAACUUGCAGAGGCAGUUUGAGGAGGACAUAAGCAAGCUGUUUCUGCACUUUGAGGAAGACCGGGAGAUUCUGCUGGGCAACCGGAACAGCAUCGUCCACAACAUAAAUUUGUUUUACACCCAGAUUGAAGAAAGCCAGAAGACGAGGAAGGCGGAGCUGCAAAGGGAAGAGUUCGAGAUGAUGGACGAGCUUUACAAAAACUACAUCGCGGAGAGGUACAUCUCCAAUUACAAAUUUGAGCAGUUCAAAGAGAAAAGCGAAACGAGGUUCAGCAGCCUCCUCAUCGAAAAUAGAAAGGCGCUGGAGGAGGCCAGCAGGAGCUACAACUCUAUUAGGGAGAAGUACGAGCGGAGUAGGGGCAACCUCUGCACGAAGGAGCGAGAGGUGCACGACCUGGAACUGAAAAUCGACAGCUGGAAAUUGAAGCUGGAGAAUGAGAUCAAGAUUUACGAAAUGCAAAUCGAGCGACUGCGAAAUGAGAAGACCCAACUGCUCAACCACAUCAGGGCCAUCAAGAUGAUCCUCCAAAAGUUGAAGCAUAACGACAAGCAGCGCCUUAUCGACAUCACCGUGAGCUCAAGCAAAUGCAUAAACGUGUUGGAGGAAAACAUUUCUUUGGCAAAUAAAUUGAUAAACACGAACAACUUGUGCAGGAGAUACGAAACGGAAAGGGAAAAAAUUGCAUCCAGUUUGGACGUGGCGAGUACGGAAGGAGAAGUCGGGCCGGUUGACCCUGAAGGGGGGGAAUCAACGGCCGACAUGCAAAAGAAAAACGAAGAGCAGGCGCAGCUCCUGGAGAACUUCUUCAGGCGAAAAAAUAAAACCAUUUUGGACAUAAUACUUUUGAAGAAAGAGCUACACGCACUCAGGAAGAAGAACAAAGAAUACACCAAAGUUAUUGACGACUUGGAAAAUAAAUUAAGCUUAAACAAGAAGGUGAAGUUUAAGCAGAGCGACUUUGUCGUACGGUCUGCAUUGUAG